AUGUCGGAGGAAGAGGGCUCGAGCGGUGUCAAUGUUCCAUACGGACAUCACCAGCAGCAGGCCUUGCCCUUUUACCCUCAGCAACCUAAUUCCCAUCAUUCCCACCAUCCUCGGACGGAUUACUCGGAUUCGUUUCAAGACUGGGAGGAAGUACAUGGCGAGGAACUGGGGCCGUCUGAUUCUGCGUCGCGGCCACGAACAGCAAACCGACAGCCCGAACCUCGUCCACGCCACGAGCCGCGCCGCUCACGACAGCAUAGUCCUCCCCGCCACCUGGGAACAGCUCCCCCACCGGCCCACCACUCCUCACACAAUAGGCAUCACCCACGGCAGCCCGCUCCUUCCGCCCCGCAAACACAUUCCGACAGCGAUUCUGAAGAUCUUCAUUAUGCUCGGCAGCCUCAGUCCUCCGGCCCUUCAUCUCCUUGGGGGUCCGGACCGGGUGCUUCGCCAACUUAUCCACCUGCAUCAGGACCAUAUCACGGCUACGGUCGUGAACAGCCCCCACCGGCACAGCCAAGAGGUUAUCAGAACCCGCUUGCCUUGGUUCCUGCUACCCCGCCCGCACACCCGGGUCACCUCCCCGGCCCUAAUCCCUUAGCAGGUGGGCCGAACCCCCUUGCCUUUGAUCACAACGGUUAUCCUGCGCACCACCAGGACCCGUAUUCACGCCAUCCCACGCAACCACACCAUCCGGGCCACUACCCGGGCCAUUCUCCACCACAUCCAGCAUAUCCUGGUCAACCUCAACACUCUCCAUAUCCACCGGGUCACGGCGGUCACAGCAGUCGCCGAUCUGAUCCAAUGUCGUCGUAUAAUCAGUAUGGACAGCCUCAUGGUGCCGGAUACCAUGCCCCCCACCACCCACACGGUCGCCCAGGUCACCCGGGCCAUCCUGCGCAUUCACAUCUAACCCACGGCCAACCUCCAAUGUCGAAUGCUUUGACUCGUCAUCAGCCAGAUCCCUAUGGAUACUACUCUAAUAGCCCUUAUAAUCCUUAUGGCCCAAAUCCGUAUGGAGGUGGAUACUUUACUUCCAGCUCUCAUCCCCAUCAUUCCAUGAACCAGAUGGCAACAAUGAAUUCAAUGAUGGUGAUGGGGCCGCAAGGAUACCCGAUUCCGUACCCUAUGCCCACUCAACCCUCCCCGAGUCCUCCCCCUCCCGCUGAUGAUAAGCCGCCGGAGAAGACUGAGGAGGAGAAGCGUGAGGAGGAGAGAUGGGCCACAUUGCAAGCGGAGAGGAAGCUCAGGCAGGAGAUGAUGGAGGAAGAGCGCAGGUGGCAUCAGGAGAAGUUGGAUCGCGAGAGAAAGGCAGAUGAGGAAGCGAGAGCCCGCGUGGAGGCCGAGGCCGCCGCUGAAGCAGCUGCAAAGGCCGAAGCAGCCGCCAAGAAGGCUGCCGACGAGGCUGCUAGAGCUGAGGCGGAAGCUAAGGCUAAGGCUGAGGCCGAAGCAGCCGCAAAGCUAGCUGCUGAGAUUGCCGCUGCCGCUGAAAAAGCGCGUGAGGAAGCUACUAGGGAGGCCGAGGAGAAGGCUAAAACUGCCAUUGCUGCUGAGAGGGCUAAAGCUGAGGCGGAUGCUAAGGCCAAGGCUAAGAUCAAGCCGAAGCCUGUCAAGUUCAGAGACGCUGUCGGCCGAAAAUUUUCGUUUCCGUUCGAGCUCUGCAGGAAAUGGAGUGUACGUUUGCCCCUCGUACUACCCGAUGUUAUUGUACUAACUCUCUACAGGGCAUGGAAGAACUUAUCAAACAAGCAUUCUUGCACGUCGAAGUCAUUGGCCAACACGUUAUCGACGGCCACUACGAUCUCCACGGUCCCGACGGCGAGAUCAUCCUACCGCAGGUUUGGGAGUCGGUAAUUGAGCCUGAUUGGAGCAUUACAAUGCACAUGUGGCCUAUGCCCGAACCGGAGCCGGAACCACCAGCGCCUCCCCCACCGCCACCUGCACCGGUCGAGCCAGAGCCGGCACCAGUUCCUGAGCCUACCGCACCAGUAGCGCCGGCUCCACCACCGCCACCACCGCCUCCGCCAGUCGAGCGCGAGCCAACCCCCCCGCCAGCCCCCCCGCCGGCUCCCCCGCCAGCGCCUGCGCCCACAUCCGCGCAUCCACCACCACCACCUCCAGUUGUUGUUGUUGCCGAGCCAGCUCCUGAGUUUAGAGAAGCUAUGCCAGAGCCGGUGUACCAUCCCCCGCCUCCACUGCAUCAUGUGCUCGCUGUCGCACCGGAACCUCCACGCCCGAAGCCUGUCCCAAGUAUUCCGCCGUUGCUGAUGUGGACUGCUGGGCGUUACGGGUCUAAGAAGGGGCGUCGUUAG
Messenger RNA from Tuber aestivum (summer truffle), 2312 nucleotides. The record is from the annotation of a GenBank genome assembly. NCBI's taxonomy places the organism in Eukaryota, Fungi, Ascomycota, Pezizomycetes, Pezizales, Tuberaceae.